Talpa occidentalis (Iberian mole) is the source of this 1524-nucleotide messenger RNA. It is a transcript of the gene MRPL55, whose product is annotated as mitochondrial ribosomal protein L55. The record is from RefSeq and is a predicted model, not a curated record. Gene Ontology annotation, molecular function: structural constituent of ribosome. Gene Ontology annotation, biological process: translation. Gene Ontology annotation, cellular component: mitochondrial large ribosomal subunit. NCBI's taxonomy places the organism in Eukaryota, Metazoa, Chordata, Mammalia, Eulipotyphla, Talpidae. The transcript is spliced from 4 exons. The coding region runs from base 145 to 510 and encodes 121 amino acids.
UGCGGCCCAGACCGAACGCCCGAACGCCCGGCCUCCCGGCCCGCGGCGUGGGGGCCGCUGGUCCUCGAGCCGCCGCGGAGAAGAUUGCACGCCAGGCCUGUUGACUGACCCUCGACUUCACAGAACACCGGGCUCUCAGGAAGAAUGGCAUCCGAGGGCAGCCUGCUUCGCCUGCUGCGGCAGUGUGUGCUGACGGGCUGCCGCCCGCAUGUGUCCUCCUGGCGGGCCGCCAGCAGCAGAGCCUCCCUUACACGCCUGCACCGGCAGAACUACGCACGCCUCUACCCUGUGCUCCUGGUCAGGCAGGAUGGCUCCACCAUCCACAUCCGCUACCGAGAGCCACGAAGGAUGCUGGUGAUGCCUGUGGACCUGGACAGCCUGUCCCCAGAGGAGCGGCGGGCGAGGUUCCGGAAACGUGAGGCCCAGCUCCGCGUGAAGAAGGAGGAGGAGCCGAUGCUGGGCGAUGACUUUGAUGUGGAGCGGUACAAGCGGUUCUGGACCAAAAAGUGAUGGCCUGCAGGCCUCCGGGCUGGGGCUCCCAUGGAGGGGGGGGGGUCUUAAAACUCACCUUCUCCAGGCUGCCUCCACCUUGUCUUUUGUCCUCGUCACCUUGCCCAGAGGACCUGACCCAUAGUCCACUGUGGGGCUGCAGAUUGGGUCAAAUUGUGAUUCUGGAACAAGAUCCAAAGAGCAUAUGGGCCCAUUGAAGUGGGAGGAGAAAUGCAGACACCGAAGGUGCUGCUCUCACUGCAGGAAGUGCCUGCAGCACCAUGUGGGGCCCCUGGGCUCUGGAGCCUCCUAGUCCUGGCACUGUUGAAUCUCAGGUCAGCCGGGGCUCCCCCAGAGGGGCAUGGCAGGUAUGGGAGCGGUGGGAGGAGCUGAUGCUUGCAGUGGAAGGCGGUGCUGCCCUGCCUCCUCCAGCUGGCCUGCCCCAGCCCAGACUGCUGGCCUGCGGCUACUGUGGAGGGCUUGCUCUUGGGGCGGGAUUCCGAACCUUUCCCAGCAUACUGAGCUUGCCAGGCUGGGCCUCCCCUUUCCCGCCCUUGGUGGUCAUUGCCUCGUUCAGGUGUCAGCAGGCAGGCACAAGUAGGCAGCCUGUGGAGAAGAGCCGGGGCCACUCAGGAUGAGGCUGGCCUGAGACCCACCUUUGGACCCCACUCCCCUGCUGGCCAGGGGAGCACACCUGCUGUUGCAGGGCGUGUGGGCUGCCCCAGCUUGUGCCCCCACCCCCUAGUCACUGCUCCCUCGCCAUGCGGCGUUGGGUGUCCGCCACUGGCUCGCCCCAGCCCAUUCUCACCCAGACAGCCUCCUGGGAGGCCUGGCUCUUCCGGCUGCUGCCCCGCUUCCCUCCUCUGCAGGGGAGAUGCCCCGCCUGACCUCCUGCAGGUGGCAGGGGUACUGGAGACCCUGGAGCAAGGCAGGCUUUGUUCGCAGAGGACGCGGGGCCGGGGCCAGGCGUGUCCAGCACAGGCCACUGGGUGUAGCAGACGCGGGGAUUGAGCCCCCGCCUGGCGACCGCUGACU